AUGGUCUUCAUUGACGGAGAGCCCUGGGAGCCUGACUUUGCAGACAGUGCUUGGUUUCUGUGGAAGGGACUGGCAGUGGGAGGGGUGUGGAACGUUGGGCAGCCAGCGAUCGUGGAUAAAGGGGGCCUUACUGUGGGCAGCCCAUACGUGGGGGAGCUGAGUGAGGUGAACCUGUGGGACAGAGCCCUCCCCAGGCUCUCUGUGAAGCAGCUGGCAGCCUCCAGGGACAAAUGGAAGUUUCCUGGGAACGUGGUGAGCUGGAGCCAGUUGGCUGAUGCAAGGUCUGGAGCUGUGGAGAUCACCACAGCGAGCCACAGUGCAGCUGCUGGCUUCGUGUGGCUCGGGUUGCUCUGGCUUGUGGGACACCCCUCAGUCCUGUGCUCGGAUCCAGAGCGUGCCCUGGUCUACGUGGAGCCUGCUGCGGAGCGCUGCCCCAAGAACUCCCUCUGGGGACUGCAGCUGGAUGGCCGACUCCGCAGCCUUGCGUCUUCCUCGUGUCUGCUGGUGGGGCUGGAUGGAGUCUCGCUGGGGUGCAAGUCAGACUGCUCCUCUGAUGGGAGGAGCUCCUUCCGCCUGCUGCCGGACCAGCGCCUCCAGAAUCUGCACUCCGGCUUCUGCGUCUUUCGCAAACCCCGGAGCCCAGGGCUCUUCCUGCAGAAGUGCUCCUCCCAUGCCCUGCGCUUUGCACUAGAUGAAGACGUGCAUUGCCCCCGAGCCCCGGGCUGGAGAUCCAGGAAAAAUAAAUGCCUCCACAUUGUAGCAGGUGCUGCCCUUGAAUGGAGUCAGGCCCUGCAGUACUGCCAGAGAUUCCAGAACGGGAGCCUCCUCACGCUGAGCAGCCCGGAGGAUCGGAGCUGGUUGCAAGAGGAGUUGUCUUGGAGCGUCUGGACUGGUUUGCAUGGCGUCCGCAGGAGCUCUCUGCACAAAUGGGCCGAUGGGACCUCCUUUAACAAGGAUUUGCAGAGCUGGGUUCUCCCGGCAGAGGUUCCUAGUGAAAUGGUCUGUGUCCUGCUGCUGCCGUCUGGCUUUCUGAAGGAGGAGCCAUGCCAGAGACCUCACCGCUGGGUGUGUCAGACCCCGCAGAGGAACAGGUUCUACGUGGAGGUCUCUGGGAAAUCCUUUUAUGGAAGCUUGUCUGCAGAGGGGAGCUUCUCCUCCCUGGUAGCCGCCAAAGCACAAUGCACCUCCCUGGGCAGGGGCUGCAGUGCGGUGGUCAGCACAGCCGGCUCGUACUACCUCUAUCGUGGGACACGCUUUGUGAACCUGGAGGAUCCAGCAACGGACCCAACAGCUGCUGUGCACAUCAAAGCAGGGUGUGUUCCGGGCUAUACGGGGCAGGACUGUCAGUCUGAGUGUCCUGCGUGUGACGCUGGAGUGAGCUGCAACCCCCUCACAGGCACCUGCGAUGGCCUGUUGUACUCCAGACAGCCCGCUGGCACACAGGCAGCAGCAUACACCUCUCUGAAAUGUCCUCCCUUCGCCGGCUGGGUGUUCAAGCAUGGAUCCUGUGUGUUGCUGGAACACAAGGGCAGUCAGCGUGAAGCGGAGCUCAUUUGCAGGAGGUAUCUGGCUGCUGAAGUCCUGGAGAUCAAGCCCGCCCCAGACCCGCUCUGCGGGACCCCCUUCGAAGGCCGAGGUCCUGAGAAGCGCUGUCCCUCGAGCUCCCUCUGGUCUUGCCAGCGAGCAGAAGAGGUGGAGCUGCCAGCUCUUCGGGAGAAGCUGCUUGUUUCCUUCCAGGAUUUUGUGUGGCAGAAACACGCUUCGCUGGGGGCAGCCAAGGACUCCUGCUUCCUGCAGAGAGAGAACUGCACCGGGGUGACACAGCUGCGUGGUGCCUACUACGCGGUGAACGGAACGGUGCUUGUCGACAGUCCUGGCUCCGGUGCCUUCCUCUACGUCAAGUCAGCCUGCUCCCCUGGUUAUUCCGGCGUGAGGUGUGCAAGGCGCUGCCUGCCCUGCCCCGGCACUCGCACCUGUAACCCCCUGAGUGGCCGCUGCGAAGGGCACCUGAGCUGUGUCCGCAGGGUUGGCCCUUCCUGUCUACAUGGUCUCGUGAGCGGGAGGUGCCCUGGAGGAGCUGGCUGGUGGUACUGGGACGGACACUGUUACUACGUGGAGGAGAGUGAUGCCAAGACGUGGCAGCAAGCGGAGGCAGCCUGCAGUGCCUCUGGAGAAGGCAUGAGGCUGCUGGCUCUCGAUAGCCUGGAGGAGAAGGCCUGGGUGAGAGCCAUGGUGCAGAGGGACAGCUGGACUGGGCUGAAUGACCUAGAUGGCGAUGGCAGCUGGACGUGGGCAGUGGCUCAGCACGCAGAUGGUGCUGCCCCCUGGCUGGCUGGUGUGCCGCUCCUUCCGGGAGGCUGCCUGAGCAUCGGAGCCCCGGGCUCCGGUCUUACCGUGUCCAACUGUUCAGGACUCAAGCCCUGGGUCUGCGAAGGAGUGGAGGUUCCCUGGAGCCGCUGCCCCACGGAGCCUGGCUGGAGACACUGGAAUGGUAGCUGCUACUACCUGGACUCGUCCUUGGCCGGCAGCACCUGGCAGGAGGGGCUGCGAAUGUGUCGGCAGUUCAGACAGACAGAGCUGCUGUAUCUGACCUCGCGCCAGGAGAAGGACUGGGUAUGUUCAAACUUCAGGGGUGCCUUCUGGACAGGCCUGAAUGAUCAGACGGAUGAAUCCGUAUUUCAGUGGACUACACGCGAUCCCAUCACCAGGCAGCUCGCGGAGCACUUACGAGACGACCUGGCGGAUGGCGGCCUGAAGGAUUGUGUGUGGCUGGAUACAGCAAGCGGACUUCUGACGGAUGCCAGCUGUGAGGAGAGAAAGCCGUUCAUCUGCAAGUGCAGCGAGGCUACCGAGUGGUUUGUGAAGCAGCCUGGCCGGGGCGUGGUGGGAGACCCAGCAUUCCUACACCCCUCUGCCGAGAGCCUGGAGCAGGCCAAGCAGGAGUGCCUCCGUGAGAGGAGCAUGUGCGCAGCCGUUCUGCAGGCUGGGACAGGCGUCUACCUGAUCAGCUCCAUGGCUGGCAUCAUCUCCCGACCCAACUCCACACUCUACAUAUGGACCAUCUGUGCUGAGGGGUUCAGCGGCCUGCGCUGUCAUAGAUACACUGCCCCCCAAGAGCGACCCGCGUGUGAUUGCAGUGGCAGAGUCCGGGUGUCGGCAGCCCAAGUGUGUGGUGUCCCUGUGCAGAGCUGCAUUGACUACUGUCGCCACACAACGGCCCGGAGCAACUGCUCCCUCUGCCUGCCCCUCUGCUCUGACUCCAGCCUGGGCGUCCUGGACCCCGAGGAGCUGGCUGUGGUAUCCAUGGUGCAGUUCAAAGUGUCACAGUCCCUCAACCUCACCUCGGAGGACGAGCGUGAUCAAAUGAUUGCAUCUAAAAUCAUCUACCACAGCGAACUCCCCUGAGCAAUCAGUGCCUCAGGGAAUGCUGGAAAGGGCAGAGCAGUGACGGCUGCCCAGUGCUCGUCUUGCAAAGGUUCCCCCGGUUAUUCCCUUUCCCAUUCGGUUCUGUGCUGCCGUUUUGUUGUAAACGUGCUGGGGGAAGGGGCUCAAUGUAAAG
This is a messenger RNA of Mauremys reevesii (Reeves's turtle), 3559 nucleotides long. RefSeq lists its product as uncharacterized. The record is from RefSeq and is a predicted model, not a curated record. The transcript has 23 exons. Bases 1 to 3405 code for a protein of 1134 amino acids. Lineage: Eukaryota; Metazoa; Chordata; Testudines; Geoemydidae.